UCUGAGCCUGGCCAGUUUACCCGGAUCUUGUCCGAUAUCCUCCAGCUCCGCGCAAUCUUUUACCUUUUUACGUACCCUCAUCGCUCCUGCUCUGGUGCAAGCCUCCAGUAGUACUAUCGAGAUCAGCCGGUCAUAGACUGAUAUUUUGAUCAUUAUCUAUGCUAAACCCGGCAAUACUACUUGUCACUUGCCAUUUGCUUACUCGACUUAUAGAUGCGCACGGCCUCACCUCAACACCUGACAAGGAAUCCACUCCAUGCUAUCAAGUAGGGUCUUUGAUCAUGCAGUACAGAUCCAACUCUCAAGUUCUGAGAAGACCGAUACCCAAGAGACCUAAUAGCGAUCAUGAUUGGCCCCGGAUUUACUCUAUGAGCCAGAGUAUUGACGGGGUCUCACCCGACCCAGUACUUUUCUAUAUCAUGUCUAAAUCAUAUAGAUGUGUUCAAUUUGAACAAUUUUGGUUUCAAAUGAUGAGAACUUAGACGGCCCUUCUAGCUUCUUUGCGGAGCUAUGUCGAUUACCCUAGCCCUAUUGUCUGCG
Messenger RNA from Aspergillus ibericus CBS 121593, 540 nucleotides. RefSeq lists its product as uncharacterized. The coding region runs from base 159 to 482 and encodes 107 amino acids. The record is from RefSeq and is a predicted model, not a curated record. The transcript has a single exon. Lineage: Eukaryota; Fungi; Ascomycota; Eurotiomycetes; Eurotiales; Aspergillaceae.